AUGUCCCUUACCUGUUGGAUGGAGUUUGAUUGGAUCAUUUUGCAGACUGCAGGGAACGAUGUGGCAUUCAGAGAUCCUGUGAACGUUGACAAGAAUCUCUUUGUCAACUUGUCCUCCCCUUCCUCCUCCAAAUAUGCUGUUGUGUCAGACCUUGGGUCGCCACAAGAUGCAGCUCAGCGGAUCUUGCAACAGUACCUGGCAGAGUUCAUGUCAACAAGAAUUGGUGUGCAGAGAGAGGGGGACAUUAUCUCAGCAGAGCAGAGAACAGGGCCAGACGGCAAAUUGUACUAUGAUGUCCAGAUUCGACUCCGAUCCUAUGCUUCUCGUAAUCCACUCGCAGUCACUUCUCAAGAGCGUGACAUGGGAGUGGAGCUGGAGUGGGACAGAUUACUGAUUGCAGUUCUUGGGGUCGCCAACAAGAGACUGUACGAAAUGAGGCUACAGACGAAUUUUGACGUUUCAGAGUCCGAACUGAGCAAAUUGGGACAAACUGCCGUGUCAUUUGAAUGCCAAGAGGUUUGA
This is a messenger RNA of Ostreobium quekettii, 522 nucleotides long. The record is from the annotation of a GenBank genome assembly. Lineage: Eukaryota; Viridiplantae; Chlorophyta; Ulvophyceae; Bryopsidales; Ostreobiaceae.